This is a messenger RNA of Trichomonas vaginalis G3, 1062 nucleotides long. Its product is annotated as ribonuclease inhibitor domain-containing protein. The record is from RefSeq and is a predicted model, not a curated record. The coding region runs from base 1 to 1062 and encodes 353 amino acids. The transcript has a single exon. NCBI's taxonomy places the organism in Eukaryota, Parabasalia, Trichomonadida, Trichomonadidae.
AUGAGUUUUUAUGGACCACCAAACUACACAGUUUAUAAUUCUACAAAUGUUUGCUUAUACUCAGUGCCAGAAGGAUGGAGAACAUUUAAUGUACCACCGGAAGUUGAAAUAAUUCGUCCAAACGCUUUUUCGAAAGCAUCAAACACAUUAUUGCGAGUUUUAUUUGUUCAAAGUUCAUUAACUAAGAUCAGACAUUCCGCAUUUUGUAAUUGUUCUCGUUUAUUAUGGCUUAAUUUCUCACUAUGCUCUAAUUUAAGAGAGAUUGGCAAAAAUGCCUUUUAUGGAUGCAGUUCACUCUCAUACUUAGUAUUACCACUAUCAAUACAAUCCGUUAAAGACUACGCUUUUUCACAAUGUAAAUCAUUGACAACUUUAUUCAUCGAUAACUCAUCAGAAUUGAACUACAUUGGCAAACGAGCAUUCGAAAAUACAGCCAUAACUACAUUCUUCAUAACAAACAAUCUCAAAUUCAUCGGUGACAACGCAUUUUAUGAUUCUAAGAUGAAAAAUUUCGAAUUAAAUAAAUGGCAUAAAUAUUACACUAAUCAUAGUGGAGCAUUAUAUACAAAGGACCUAAAAACGCUCGUACAUUAUCCAAAAGAGCUAAUCUCAGAUCAAUUUAAUUUUACUAAAGAAACAGAGAACGUUCAACAGUUUGCUUUCAUCAAUAUCAACAGUAUUAACAAGAUCAAGCUCUCUCCUUCAAUAAAAGAACUGAAAAACGGAACAUUCGCUAAUUCUCACAUCCAAUCAUUUGAUUUUACAUCUGCCAUCAAUUUAGAGUCAAUUGGACCAAACUGUUUUUAUAAAAACGAUAGAAUUCAAACAAUAAAUUUAGAAUCCAAUAAUAAACUGAAAACAAUAGGUGAAUAUUCAUUUUAUGGUUGUUCAUCAUUAAAACACGUAAAAUUAUCCACUUCUGUUGAAAAAAUUUCAGAUUUUUCAUUUACCAACUGUAUUUGUUUAGAAAAUGUUGAAUUUCCAAAGGAAUGUGAGCUGCAACAUAUCGGAAAAUGUAGUUUUAACAACACAAACAUCUCAAUUUUUUUACAUUUCAAAUAA